AUGGAAAAUACCCAUCGCGAUCACGUUCCCAAGAAGAGGGGUCCGAAACGUGGCCAUGGCCGGGUCAUCAACGAGCUUCGAGCCAAGGACACCUUUCCGGGCCAGCUAUCUCUCGACGGAGGAGGAGUAGGUGCUCAAGGCUCCCAGGACAAUCCCACAGAGUAUGUGCGCCGCCGACUCUCCGCCGCCUGUCCGCCCCUGAGCCUCGAUCCGUCCAUGAGCGACUCGUCGGCCAACCCCUCUGCUGCGCCCUCGGCCGCCAACAGCCCGCCUCAGUUCUGGGCCACCCUGACCUCCAACCCCGGCCACAAUGUGCCCGAGCCACGGAGCGCCUUCUCGAGCGACGACUAUCGUCCCAACAGCCGGAAUUACCUCUACAUGGUGCCCCAGUGCGUCGAGCUCUACUACGAGCACAUCUACCCCAUCAUGCCGCUGCUGUAUAUGCCCGCCAUCCGCCAAACCAUUGCCCGCCCCAUGACGCCCUCGGAGAAGAACCUCAUCUACGCCCUGUGCGCGCUCACGUCCAUGCACAUGUCAGGUAAGAGCAUCGAGGCUCCCGGCCCGCCCUCAUGGGAGGUGGCCGGCCGCUUCUUCCUCGACGAGUGCAUCUCGGUGCGGCAGUCGUACGACUUUCUCGAAGACCUGUCGCUCUCUGCCGUCAUCUCGUCGUUUUACCUGUCAACGUCCUUCUUCGAGAUUAACCAGUCUCGAAAGUCGUGGCACUAUCUUCGCGAGGCCCUGAACAACGCACAGGAUCUCGGCCUCCAGAACGACUCGACGUACUAUGGCCUUAGUCCAGAAGACACGCUCUGCCGACAGCGCGUCUUCUGGAUCCUCUUCGUCACGGAACGCUCCUUUGCCAUCCUUCGCAACAAACCCAUCACAUUUAAGCAAACCCCUUCGCUCCCUUCAACACGCCACUCGUACGAAUCCCCCGACAUCCACGCCGGCUUCCUCCAGCUCGUCUCGUCGUACACGCCCCUCGACGAGUCCUUCGUCACCGCCUGGAACGAAGGCUCCGACCCCCGUGUCAGCGCCGCCACCUUUGUCGCACUCCAGAACCUCCUCGCCCUGCCGCCCAUCUUUCUGCGGCCCCGCUCCCCGACGUCGCUCUUCGCCAGUAGCACCGACCCCUCGACGCCCGAGCCGACCGACAUCCAGAAGGCCGACCUGCUCGUGACGCAGCAGUGGCUGCGUCUGAUCGUCUGGCAGUCUUCGAUGCGGCAGCAACUCCUCUCGUGGACUAACCCCGCCGACGCGCCCGACCCCAACGCGCCCCCGAACAGCAUGUGCUUCUCCUUUCCCCUCUCCGUCGCCCGCGACACGGCCGCCAUCCUGGCGUCGCUGCCGCCAAAGGCGGUCGAGGUGCACGGCAUGGGCAUCAUGGAGAAGAUUUUCGAGAUUGGCACCUGGUGCGUCAACGUCCUCGGCGCCUGCGAGAGCGUCGGCUUCGCGCCCGGCGGCAUGGACCUGACGGCCGGCGACCUGGGCGUGCUGAACACGGGCCGCCGCAGCUCGAGCAAGGACCCCAUAGAGUUCUUCGUCCGCACGCUGAGCGCCAGCCCCAACAGCAGGGUGCAGUUUGCCGAGAAGCUGCUCAAGGCCGCGGGCGAGAACCCGGGCUGCAUGCGCGUCGCGCUGAGCCCCGGCGUCGGCGGCGGGCUCGGCGAGGUGCCGCCCAACUGGAGGGGCGAGGUGCUGGGCGAGGUCGUCGACGAGGGCGUCACGCUCAAGGAGGAGGAGAUGAUGGUGGCCGCCGGCAUGGGCGAGCUGGACCUCGCCAACGCUGUGGAUGUGCCGAGCAUGGGCCUCGGCAUCAUGCCCCGGGGCGGGCUCGCGGGCGACAGCGUCGACUGA
This is a messenger RNA of Verticillium dahliae VdLs.17, 1857 nucleotides long. RefSeq names its product RING-3 protein. The coding region runs from base 1 to 1857 and encodes 618 amino acids. The record is from RefSeq and is a predicted model, not a curated record. Gene Ontology annotation, biological process: DNA-templated transcription. NCBI's taxonomy places the organism in Eukaryota, Fungi, Ascomycota, Sordariomycetes, Glomerellales, Plectosphaerellaceae. The transcript is spliced from 4 exons. Gene Ontology annotation, molecular function: zinc ion binding; DNA binding.